Tetrahymena thermophila SB210 is the source of this 1185-nucleotide messenger RNA. Its product is annotated as kinase domain protein. Gene Ontology annotation, cellular component: perinuclear region of cytoplasm; nucleus; cytosol. Lineage: Eukaryota; Ciliophora; Oligohymenophorea; Hymenostomatida; Tetrahymenidae. Gene Ontology annotation, biological process: activation of GTPase activity; nucleocytoplasmic transport. Gene Ontology annotation, molecular function: GTPase activator activity; small GTPase binding. The transcript has 14 exons. The record is from RefSeq and is a predicted model, not a curated record.
AUGAAAAAAAAAGCAUAAAUAAACUAAAAAUUUAAAUAUUUAAAUAAUAUAUAAAAUGAAGAUUUAAAUACUUUACAGAGCCUCAAUCUAAGCUUAAAAAACAAAAAGUUAGGAGAUAAAGGGAUAGAAGUCUUAUCUACUGAAAUCGUAUAAUUAAAAAGCUUGCUAAAUCUUAAUUUAAACUUAGAAUACAAUUUGAUAUCAGAAAAUGGACUUUAGAUAUUAGCAUAAAAAAUAGCUUAAUCAUGCUUUUUAACCAAUUUAUCUUUGAAAUUAUAAGAAAAUAAUUUUGGAGAUACAGGAGUAAUAUUAUUGGGCGAAGAAUUAUCAAAUCUCUAAAAAAGCUUAAAAAAGCUAUCUAUUAAUCUAGGGAGUAACGAAUUGUAUUCUUCAGGGGUUUUUGGCUUUGUAUAAAAAAUAGCAAAGUUAAAUUAAAUAUCUGAUUUGGAGCUUAAUUUUGAAUAUAAUUAUUUACUCCAAAACGAUGUACCAGAAAUUGCAAGUUGUAUUACAUAAUUAGGCAAUCUUUAAACUUUAAAGCUUAAAUUAGGGGAUAACUAAAUAGAAGAUUAAGGGUUAGCUAAUCUUAGUUAAGAAAUGAAGUUCUGGGUUAAUUUAUAGCAUUUGAAUUUAAUAAUAAAUGUGGCAAAAGUCACAGAUGUAGGAGUAUCAGAGUUGUCCAAAGGAAUUUCUAAUAUGAUUAAUCUAAAAAGUUUAGAAAUAGAUUUAGAAAAGAAUAACAUAAUUAACUAAGGAGCAAUUUCACUCGGAAAUUCUAUAAAAAAUCUAAAACAUUUAGAAAAACUUAGCAUAAAUUUAACUGAUAAUGUUAACCUAGAAAAAAGUGUAUUAUGCAAAUUCAUAGAUGAUAUAUCAGAGUGUAUCAAAUUGCAAAAGUUAAAUCUUUUCUUAUCUUACAUCUCUAUAUAUAGUAGUGGAAUAUCUAGUAUCAGUAGAUCUCUCUUAAAGCUGUCAAAUAUCUAAUCAUUAUUAAUUGAAACUAACUUUUGUUCUAUUGGAAUCGAAGGUUAUAAAUAAUUAAUUUCUGAUAUGUCAAAAUAAAAGAAAAUAAGCAGCUUUACACUUGACUUGCAGGAUAAUGUAGUUGGUAGUUAAGGAGAAUAACUAGAUCAAUAUAGUAUUAGAAAACAAAAGUAUUUAGUAUAAAAAAAGUUGUUUUUAUGA